Molecule: messenger RNA, 1718 nt
Organism: Umbelopsis ramanniana AG
Lineage: Eukaryota; Fungi; Mucoromycota; Umbelopsidomycetes; Umbelopsidales; Umbelopsidaceae
Exons: 8
Coding region: 84-1694 (536 amino acids)
Biological process (GO): peptidyl-serine phosphorylation; peptidyl-threonine phosphorylation
Cellular component (GO): cytoplasm; nucleus
Molecular function (GO): protein tyrosine kinase activity; ATP binding; protein serine/threonine kinase activity
Source: RefSeq, a predicted model, not a curated record
CACAGUACCAAAAUCAAAAAUCAUCAUGUAGGGAAACUCAAGCAGCGCUAUUUCAGCCUUCCUCCGCAAUCCUUUGAUUCAAUAUGGAUUCGAUGGAUACUUCAACACAACCUAUAGAAGCGUCCCCGACAGCAACCAAUGUUGCUACAUUCACUCCUCACCGGCAUUCUCUUCCAGCAAAUCAGAACAUGGCUGUAAACUCACAGACAUUCUCCGGUCGACCGAGGACUCACAACCGUAGGAUAUCGGACUAUUCAAUACAUACGCAGCCUCCUGCUGCAUUCACCAAUCAACGCUCUGCAUUAAGUCCACAUCAAAUCAGACAGCCUCGACUUCGCAUUUUGCCUACUCAAUUUGAGGACACUGCUUCACAGGACACUGCUCUUCCCAAGACUUCCCUCGCAGGGUUUCGCAAAAUCGAAGAUGGUGCAGCUCAGAUACCCAAGCGCAGUACUUCACCACAUCACGUCACGCCUCUCCAAGCCUUAACUCUACGAAUUAGCGAAACUUUCUCUGCUAUCAACCCAGCCUACAAUUAUAACCCCGGCAAGAAUCCCCGUCGUGUGUUGACCAAGCCAAGUAAGCCGGCCAAGAAUGAAGGCUUUGAUAAUGAAGAGCACGAUUACAUCUUGUAUGUGAAUGAUAUUCUUGGCGCAGAGGAAGGACAAAGAUACCAAAUAUUGGAUAUUUUGGGAGCAGGUACCUUUGGCCAAGUUGUGAAAUGCCAGAAUUUGAUGACGAAGCAAUUGGUUGGUGUAAAGGUGGUUAAAAACAAACCUGCUUAUCUAAAGCAAAGCUUAAUGGAAGUAGAUAUACUCAAACAUCUGAAUACUAAAAGUGAUCCAGACGAUCAGCAUCAUUUGCUUCGACUUUACGAUACAUUCUUUCACAAACAGCAUCUAUGUCUAGUCUUCGAGCUGCUAUCAGUCAACUUAUACGAAUUAAUCAAACAAAAUCAGUUCAAAGGCCUCUCAACGAACCUUGUGAAAGUCUUUGCCACUCAACUAUUGGAUGCAUUAAUCAUACUCAAAGAAAAUCACAUCAUACACUGUGAUCUCAAACCAGAAAAUAUUCUGCUCAAAAACUUGGAAUCACCGGCUAUUAAGAUUAUUGAUUUCGGAUCAGCGUGCCACCAGUCCAAGCAAAUUUACACCUACAUUCAGUCACGGUUCUAUAGAUCUCCUGAAGUUCUUUUAGGAUUGCAGUACACCACCGCAAUUGAUAUGUGGUCAUUUGGAUGUAUCAUUGCUGAACUUUUUCUUGGCUUGCCAUUGUUUCCCGGAAGUACAGAGUAUAAUCAGGUAUCCCGUAUUGUCGAUACAUUUGGGGUACCUUCCAAUUACAUGAUAGAGAAGGGAGAAAACGCACGGCGCUUUUUUGAAAGAACAGGUGAUACCACGGGGGAUCCUAAAAAGCGAUUUGCUCUGAAAUCAAGAGAGACAUAUGGUCGAGAACAAAAAAAGACAGAGCUGGCGGGUAAAAUGUACUUUCAUACUACAAAGUUGAAAGACUUGAUUAUGGAGUAUGCACUGCCACGUAAGGGAAUGAGUGAUCAAGAAAAAGAUCGUGAGAAACAAAAUCGUUUAGCCUUGAUCGACUUUCUGCAAGGCGUAUUGAAGCUUGACCCAAUCGUUCGAUGGUCUCCCCAGCAAGCAAAGAAUCAUCCAUUUAUUACCGGGGAACGCUACUAUUGAGAACACGGUCAUGCCUGCGACUUC